GCCCUGCAGCAGCCUGCACAGAACACCUACUAUAGCCGGAAGAACCCUCUUGGUCUUAUCAUUGCCCUGGAUGAGAACAAUGAAGCCAAAGGAGAGCUUUUCUGGGAUGAUGGGCAAUCCAUAGAUACUGUGGCCAAGGAUGAGUAUAUUUUUUGUGAAUUUUCUGCCAGCCAAAGCCACUUGGAUGUGAAGAUUUUAAAGUCAGCCUACAAGGACCACAACAAUUUAACAUUUCGAGAGAUUAAAAUCUUUGGGACACAAGGACUUAGAAAUGUUACAGUCAAACACAAUGGUACUCUGAGUCAAAUGUCUCCUAGUGUGACUUAUGAUCCUAUCUUGAGGGUUGCUGUCAUCACAGAAAUUCAUCUUAUCCUGGGGGAAGCAUACAUGGUGGAGUGGGACAUAGACAUACAGGACGAGGAGAAAAUAGACUGCUAUCCCGAUGAGCAUGGUUUUACCGAAGCCAACUGCGCAGCCCGUGGCUGUGUCUGGGAGGAAUCCAGUUCACUUGGAGUUCCUUCUUGCUACUUUGUCACUGAUCUGUAUUCCGUCAGCAAUGUUCAAUAUAACUCGGACGGGGCCACAGCUGACCUCUCCUUGAAGUCUUCUCCUUACAUCAGUGCCUUCCCCACACCUGUGGAUCCCCUGCGCCUGCUUGUGACCUACCACAAAGAGAUGCUGCAGUUCAAGAUUUAUGAUCCAAACAACAACCGGUAUGAAGUCCCAGUCCCUCUGAACAUUCCCUUGGCCCCCUCUGGCACUUCUGAAACUCGACUCUAUGAUGUUCUCAUUAAGAAGAAUCCAUUUGGGAUUGAAAUUCGCCGCAAGAGUACAGGCACUGUCAUCUGGGACUCUCAGCUCCUUGGCUUCACCUUCAAUGACAUGUUCAUCCGCAUCUCCACUCGCCUUCCCUCCAAGUACCUCUAUGGCUUUGGGGAAACUGAGCACAGCUCCUUUAGGAGAGACUUGAACUGGCACACCUGGGGCAUGUUUUCCAGAGAUCAACCCCCUGGGUACAAGAAGAAUUCCUAUGGUGUUCACCCCUACUACAUGGGACUAGAGGAAGAUGGCAGUGCCCACGGAGUCCUCCUGCUGAAUAGCAAUGCCAUGGAUGUGACAUUCCAGCCCAUGCCUGCCCUGACAUACCGUACCACAGGGGGAAUUCUGGACUUUUAUGUGUUCUUGGGGCCAACUCCAGAGACUGUCACUCAGCAGUACACUGAGGUGAUUGGUCGUCCUGUGAUGGUACCUUACUGGUCCCUGGGGUUCCAGCUUUGUCGCUAUGGAUAUGAGAACGACUCUGAGAUCUCCAGCUUGUACGAUGACAUGGUGGCUGCCCAGAUCCCCUAUGAUGUGCAGUACUCAGACAUCGACUACAUGGAACGGCAGCUGGACUUCACCCUCAGCCCCAAGUUUUCUGGAUUGCCAGAUCUGAUCAAUCGCAUGAAAGACAGAGGGAUGCGGGUCAUCCUCAUUCUAGAUCCAGCCAUGGUAUAUGAGACAGAGCCGUAUCCCUUCACUGAGGGAGUGCAAGAUGAUGUCUUCAUUAAGUAUCCAGAUGAUGGAGGAAUUGUCUGGGGAAAGGUCUGGCCUGAUUUCCCUGAUGUUGUUGUGAACAACUCUCUAGACUGGGACAGUCAAGUGGAGCAAUACCGAGCUUAUGCGGCCUUCCCGGACUUUUUCCGUAAUUCAGCUGUCCAGUGGUGGAAGAGGGAAAUUGGAAAAAUGUAUAAUAAUACAGAAAGUCCAGAGAAGAGCUUGAAGUUUGAUGGCAUGUGGAUUGAUAUGAAUGAGCCUUCAAGCUUUGUGAAUGGGGCCGUUCCUGCAGGCUGCAGGAAUGCUACUCUGAACCAUCCUCCCUACAUGCCGCAUGUGGAGGACAGGGGUGUGGGCCUCAGCAGCAAGACCCUGUGCAUGGAGAGUGAGCAGAUCCUGCCGGAUGGUUCGCGGGUGCGGCACUAUGAUGUGCACAGCCUGUACGGGUGGUCCCAGACCAGACCCACCUAUGAAGCUGUGCAGGAGGUGACAGGAGAGCGAGGGAUCAUCAUCACCCGCUCCACAUUCCCUUCUUCUGGCCGCUGGGCAGGACACUGGCUGGGAGACAACACAGCUGCUUGGGAUCAGCUGAAGAAAUCUAUCAUUGGCAUGAUGGAGUUCAGUCUGUUUGGCAUCUCCUAUACAGGGGCAGAUAUUUGUGGGUUCUUUGAAGAUGCUGAAUAUGAGAUGUGUGCUCGCUGGAUGCAGCUGGGAGCCUUUUACCCCUUCUCCAGGAACCACAAUGGCGAGGGGAACAGGAGACAAGACCCUGUGUCCUGGGAUGCUGCCUUUGAGAAUAUUUCCAGAAGUGUAUUACAGACCAGAUACACUCUAUUGCCCUAUAUCUACACCUUGAUGCACAAGGCCAACACAGAGGGAACCACUGUUGUGAGGCCUCUUCUCCAUGAGUUUGUGUCUGACAGGGAGACCUGGGACAUAGAUGGUCAGUUCCUGCUGGGUCCAGCUUUCUUGGUCAGCCCUGUCCUGGAGUGUAAUGCCACAAAUGUCACUGCGUAUUUCCCUAGAGCCCGGUGGUACGACUACUACACGGGUGUGGAUAUUAAGGCCAGGGGACAGUGGAAGGUGUUGCCAGCGCCUCUUGAGCACAUUAACCUUCAUGUCCGUGGGGGGUACAUCCUGCCCUGGCAGGAGCCUGCACAGAACACCUACCUCAGCCGCCAGAAAUUCGUGGGCCUCAAGACUGCCUUGGAUGAUGAGGGAACUGCUGAGGGCUGGCUCUUCUGGGAUGAUGGGGAAGGCAUUGAUACCUACGGAAAAGGACUCUAUUAUUUGGCUCACUUUACUGCCAGCCAGAACACAAUGCAGAGCCACAUAAUUUUUAACAAUUACAUUACUGAUACGAACUCUUUGAACCUGGGAUACAUUGAAAUCUGGGGAGUGGACAAUGACUCCAUUUCCAAUGUGACCAUUUCCCUGAACAACGUGAAUGAAACAGUCCCUUUCAUCUAUGACUCUUCAACACAGGUGUUAAGCCUCAAUGUGACCGGUAAAAGCAUCAGCCUCCAUAAUUUCACUUCAUUGACAUGGGGAAGCUCUCUGUAAAUUUUUGGAGUGUGAUAUUAUGAAUAGCUCUGAAACUACUUAACCUUUAUUCUCACUUCAUCAUUAUAUAUUACUAAUUCAUUUAUAUCCAGUAUAGAUAGAAUAUUUUUGUAUUGAUUUUGUUAUACAUUUUGUGUGUCUUUAAUCCUGAAAGUAAAAUCAUUGCCCUAUGGGAUAGGCAGAAGGGAGGUGAGGAAAAUCUGUGUAUUACUUUAAUGUCUGUGUAUGAUAGUAUAAUGGGGGAGGAUUCAUCAUAAUGACAUUCACCAAAGAUGAAAUGGGGGGCCCAUGAAAAAGUGUGUGUGUGUGUGUAUUAUCAUCAUGGAAUGGGCUCUACUCUUUGUUAAAGACAAAGAAACUUGUCAUAACUGUUCUUGGUCUGAAGCUAACCAAGAAAGUGUCCAGAGAAAAGUCUGCUAGUUGGUUAUAGGGAGAGGAGAAGAAGAAGAAUAUGCUGAGAGCAUGACAUAAGUAAGAAAAAGACAAAUACAUGAAAGAUAAUCAGGAAAGAUCUGAGGCAAUAGAAGAUGAUGACAAAAGUGACCCCAAAUUAUCAAGACUAGGAGGCUCAAGGUGGGGGAGGAGAAAGAAGGAACUCACUUGAGAAGUGAGUUUGGAGAAAUCCUUAGCAUAGGGAAACAGGAAGGAAUGAGAUUUACAAAGGCAAAGCUGAAGGGAGAAGUUUGGGUGUGAAAAAUUAUUUAUAUUCAAAAGAGUGUGUUUUGAAAUGUACAUGUUUUAUUAGUUUACACUGCCUCAUGUAUGUAAUGAAUUUCACACAAACCCAUAUGAUUUCUAUACUAUGGAAAAUAAAUAAAUUUGCAAGAGAUUUUGACUGUUGUGAUCUGUUGUCUAAGGGCUAAGGUGUCUUUUUGUUCAGCAAUCUUCUGCAUGCUGGUCUUUCUAGUUCUCUUUGGCAUUAGAGACCCUGAAGUCUAAUCCAGACAUGAAAUGACUAGAUUUAUGACUAGC
Messenger RNA from Castor canadensis (American beaver), 4071 nucleotides. The record is from RefSeq and is a predicted model, not a curated record. NCBI's taxonomy places the organism in Eukaryota, Metazoa, Chordata, Mammalia, Rodentia, Castoridae.